AUGCCACUACACCACACAGGCCAACUAAGCGUGGGGAUGUUCUGUGUAGUUUCCCUCCUCUGUAGCGCCACAUGCCUGAGGAGAACCGCGGAGAGUGACGCAGUGUCUUCCCGGACAGAACAGGCCAGGCACAGCGGAUCUGACGGCCGGCUUCCGGGGACGGACGGCUGGGGGGUCGGUCUUACCUCCGGUCAGCGAGACGAGAAUAGUCGGCGGUCAGUUACAAGUGAACACCGCUUAACACAACUUGAUGAACAUCCGUCAGUUAAAAGUGAACACCGCCCAACACAACUUGACCAUCUGUCCAGAUUUCGUUCACGAGAUGGGUUGGGGAGGGUCAAACGACAAAGUCCUGAGAACGGCAACUUGGAUGAAAACUGUGAUAACCCUGCGGACAAUAGUACGCACUUCCAAUUCGAAAAAACCUUUCGAGCGCACUGCAAGUGUAACUUCUUCGCUAAAGUUUAUGAGAUCACCAGUGUCCCCGGAGACGUCAAAAUCCCUGAGGACAUCAAAUGUGGCUCAGAGGCCGGAUUACAGUUCAGAGAAGAAAAUGGAGUUUUUCACUUCCGGUCGCCGUGCUGUUCAAACUUUUGCGAGAGCAUCUUUCACAUUAAGGCGCCCCGGGGCCGGGGAUCGGGGUAUAUUCUAGAAUUUCUGGAGCUUAACGUUCCUUCUCCUCUCAUAAUAAACUCAGACGGAUCUUAUACGUGUAAAGACAGUCGAGUGCUAUUUCGUAAUCCUGAUUAUGAAAUCUGUGGCACAGUGGUCCCAAAGCCAUUUAAAGUCUGGUCGGAUUCUGCAUUUUUCGUCGUGCAAACAGACAGCAACAGGUUAUGUCGUGAUGCCAUUUCCUUUACCCUAGAAUACCGGAAGUGGGACGUGAUGGACCAGAUGGCCAACAUAUGUCAGCUACAGUUACAGCAUACCGUGGUCAGCGAGGGUCAGUCCGGAUUCAUCAUGUCUCCCGGAUACGGAGAAGUGCACAGUUAUAGCGAGUUUGAUUUUGACUUGUGUGGGUGGGAUAUGGAAGUAUCGAAUAACAGCAUCCUUCAGAUAUCAUUCGUGUCUCAUGGGGCUGGCUACAUUGAUUAUAAUUCGAGUUACAUUACGGUCUCCACAAAAGGACAGCCUCACUUGGACCACCAUCAUGCUGUAGACGUGAGGUUCAAUCAAGAAGACUACAGUGUAAUAGAUGGUUAUCGCCUUACCCUGCCCAGUCAUCGGGCCAGGGUGUCCUUCUCAUCAUAUGUGGCAAGCAAGAGGUUCAAAAUGUGGUACAAGGCUGUCAAUAGAGAUUCAUUCAUUCCAAUAAUUGACAAAUUUGUACUCAACUGUUCGGGCUAUGAACCCUCUCUCCCUGCACACAUUCGUUGUGAUUUACAUAAUGACUGCGUGGGAGGUGAAGACGAGGUGAACUGCACGUACAAAGAUGGAGCCUGGUGUCCUGGUGGUUUUGUCUUGGGGUCAAGUUGUUAUCACCUCCACGACCCACAGCCUGACGGCACUUGGCAGAUGGCGGAGGACUUGUGCGAGCAGCAGUAUAACGGUCAUUUGGUCACUCCAAAUUCAGAAGAAGAGCUGACUUUUCUUUCUCGUCUGAUGAUUCAAAUGUAUGACGUUAAGACGACGUGGUAUCUAGGUUUCCGGCGUAGGGGCGCUGGUUCUGAACUUUUGUAUCGGAAAGUGUACCAAGGCCUGGAUGGGACUACCGUGUUUGGGGGAUUCAAGAAACAGUUUGUCUUUGAUGUUGCUGCUGCGUGCGCUGUGUGGGACAUCACAGCAUUAGGUUAUCAGAAAGAAGUGACAAACAUACCCUGCCACCAGGUCUGGACAAAGUUCCAGUUCCAUCAGGACUAUUUGUUUUACUAUUUAAUCCAACCAAACGUUUCUAUAGCCUGCGAGUCUAAAAAACCAGCAGUCGUCCAACCCCUCGUGACUUCCUCCUCGGCUGCUGUGUGGACAGAUAAAAGGAAAACGUUUGAGUGUGUGGUCAGUAAAGAAAGAGUCUCACUGUCCAGGCGAUGUGACUGGCUCUCAGACUGCUGGGACGGAAGUGACGAAGUCGACUGCGCUGGUCUGAGUGACGCACCCUCGUAUGUCCGAUUUACCUGCACGUCUGGACGUCCGCUGUGGUACUCCCACGUCUGUGAUGGCGUCAGCGACUGUGUGGACGGUUCUGACGAGGAGUUCUGUGCCCCGGCCCCUGACGACAACCCAGCCCUGGCGGUGUGUGCCGAUGGAGUCCCGGUGCCUGCCUCUGCCUGGUGUGAUGCCCAACCCGACUGUCUGGACGCUUCUGACGAGCUGGACUGCUCCAGGUGUAACGGCGGGGCCCUCCUGUGUCCGUCUGUGGGCUGCCUGCCACCCCACUGGGCGCACGACGACGCCCUGGAUUGCCAACUCACAGAUAAGAGUGGUCAGUGGAUCCUGGAACCUGACUUUGUCCCCCACACAGUUGACGCUCAGCCACCACCAGGCGUUGUCCGGCCAGACGGCUACGGCAAAGUGACCAUCGAGCCGUUAGACGAGGGCGAGCCGUGUCCGCCAACACACGUCCAGUGCCCCAAAGGCUACUGUAUACCCAUGUACAUGCUCUGUAACGGCCACACAGAUUGCCCGGAGGGAGAGGACGAGCUGGCAGAGACAUGCCAGUCCUUCUGUAAGGGUCGCUACAAGUGUCACCAGACGUCUGUGUGUCUCCACGAUGACCACGUCUGUGACGGCUGGUUCCACUGUCCGCUACACGACGACGAGACGUUCUGUUGGACAAACGACACAUGUCCGCCCGGCUGUGUGUGCUCGGGAGAAGAAAUCACCUGCCGCUCUGGAUUCGUCGUCGGUGAACUUUUACGUGUGAGGCGACUGGAUAUUUCUCACACUGCUCAACCAAACGACUCACUGACUGUACAAAACCACUACAUAAUCGCCCUGUUUGCCCACAACUCAAAUAUACGACAACUUGGUCUAUUGAGCAUGGUAAACCUAUAUCAUUUGAAUUUAAGCGACAAUGCUUUAAGAAAUUUAGCACCGGACGCCUUUGAAAGGACCCCAGGAAUUCGUCACUUUUCUCUUGCCAGGAAUAAAUUAACCGAGAUGGACCUGCAGCCUAUAACAUCUCUGAAAAACCUUGAAAUCCUCGAUGUUUCAGGGAACUCCCAAGUACGUAUCAGAUCAUUUUCCUUCACCGGCCUAGCCAGACUGAGAAGCUUACAGCUGGACGACAUGGGCCUCACGGUGGUGGAGACUGGCGCCUUUGAUGGACUGCUAGAACUGAGGACGCUCACCAUGAGAGGGAACUCUAUCUCCGUGUUCCAGCAAGGUAUGUUGUUGGCUCUGUCCCAGCUUACCUCACUGAGCGGUGACAACUACAAACUGUGUUGUCCGAUCAUGAAGCCAAAGUCCUUGUCCACAGGAACCUGCCAAGCUCCAAAAGAUGAAAUUUCUUCCUGUGAGGACAUCCUCCGGACGCCCUUUUUCCGGGUUUUUCUGUGGCUCAUGGCGUCGCUGACAAUCUUGGGCAACAGCUGUGUCCUGGUUUACCGGCUGUGUGUAGAGCGCAAACCUUCCACACUGAGCUACAACACGUUCGCCAUCAACCUCUGCGCCUCCGAUCUCCUCAUGGGGAUUUACUUGGCUAUCAUUGGCGCUGCGGACCAAGUCUACAAGGGCCGCUACUUGUGGGAGGCAGACUCCUGGCAAAGCUCCAGUUACUGUUCCCUGGCCGGGUUUCUGUGCACGGUGUCCAGCGAGGUGUCCGCCCUCACCAUCUGUAUGGUCACUCUAGACCGGUACCUGGCCCUGUCCUUCCCGCUAGCCAAUGUCCACCUGACCCGGAAGAAAGCCCGAUGUCUGGUGCUGGUCACGUGGGUUGUCGGUGUCCUGUUUGCUGGAGUUCCUCUGUUACCUCCCUUGUCCCACUGGCGGUUCUACGCUCAGACCGCCGUGUGUGUUCCCCUGCCCAUCACUCGCGCCGACUUCCCGGGGAGAGACUACGCCUUCUCUGUCUUCAUCCUCGUCAACCUGGCCUUGUUUGUGGCUAUCGCUGUGGGCCAAGUCCUCAUCUACCGCUCGGUGAAGGCCAACAGUUUCCAGAUGACGGUUGCUGUGACGAGUAAGAGGUUGGUUUUGUUCUAUCCUUGUCGUUGUCGCUGUUGUUGCUGCUGCUCGAGCAUUGGUGACACAAUUCCGCUUGCCGCCAAAGCCGCCAGUUCGGGUGAAACAAACCAGGACGCAACAAUUGCCAAAAAAUUAGCCCUAGUUGUCAUCACCGAUUUCUUCUGCUGGUUUCCGAUCGGAGUCAUGGGUCUCCUGUCUAAGGUUGGAGUUCCAAUCCCUGGAGAAGUGAACGUGGUCGCGACCAUCUUCAUCCUACCUCUCAACUCCGCCCUCAACCCGUACCUCUACACUCUCCCCGCCAUAAGGAAGACACUGGAGAGGUGGGAGGCAAGAUCGCGCCGGAACAAGGCAGGUUCUGCAGGUUUCAGGCUUAGAUCCAUAAACCUGCCACACACAGACGUGUCCAGCGGAUCAACGCAGUUUGAGUCUGUCUGUAGCGAUAGCUCAAUGUCUGCUGGUGGCGCCGCUGACGUCAUCAAGGCCCAGGCCUGCCUGGACAAGCUCCGAGCCUGGCUAGAGAAGAGGCGCAUCUCCAGAGAAAAGGUGAAACAAAUCUUGUCUCACUUCCAGACGAACACGUCUGUGACACCCUAG
Aplysia californica (California sea hare) is the source of this 4713-nucleotide messenger RNA. RefSeq lists its product as uncharacterized. Gene Ontology annotation, cellular component: membrane. Lineage: Eukaryota; Metazoa; Mollusca; Gastropoda; Aplysiida; Aplysiidae. Gene Ontology annotation, biological process: G protein-coupled receptor signaling pathway. The transcript is spliced from 3 exons. The record is from RefSeq and is a predicted model, not a curated record. Gene Ontology annotation, molecular function: protein binding; G protein-coupled receptor activity. Bases 1 to 4713 code for a protein of 1570 amino acids.